CUUCAAAUAGAAAGCGUUGAAAAUAAAAUGCUGACUUCAGUAGAGACGACUAAUCGGAAUGCGAUUCGAGCGAGACUGAAUUCUGUACCUAUAAGAGACGGAUUUGCUUACGUCGGUGGUGAAAGCAAAUUCUUAAAUCCCAAGAAGCGUAUAAUUUACCUGCUUGAAUCCCCAAUUUUUUCGCUGAAAGACGACUCUGUACUGACGUUUGAUGUUUAUAAGAGGACAAAUUCGAUUAGUCUAAAAGUUUGCAUAAACAACAUAACAAAUUGCGUCUACGAAGUCCCACGCUCGAAUAAACAAAUAUUCUGGAGGCGUAGUGAGAUUAUUACGUUGCCGAAAUAUUCCAGAAAAGUAACUACUUUUUUACUGAUAGUUUAUACGUCUUUUUGUGUUUUGCGAAGCUUUCAGGUAUUUUAGUU
Enterobius vermicularis (human pinworm) is the source of this 422-nucleotide messenger RNA. NCBI's taxonomy places the organism in Eukaryota, Metazoa, Nematoda, Chromadorea, Rhabditida, Oxyuridae. The record is from the annotation of a GenBank genome assembly.